Molecule: messenger RNA, 4859 nt
Organism: Zootoca vivipara (common lizard)
Lineage: Eukaryota; Metazoa; Chordata; Lepidosauria; Squamata; Lacertidae
Source: RefSeq, a predicted model, not a curated record
UCCCUCUCCACCCCACAGCCCCUCGCCUUGUCACCCAGUGCAGGGGCUGACAACCCUUUGCCCAAACUUAUUGGCGCCCGCCUAGUGCGCCAGCUGCAUAGGUAGUAAAUCAGGUGCAAAGAAGCGGUGUGUUAGAAAUGCAGUCUUCCUUAACGAUGACAUCUGCGUCUUGCUUCUCCAGAGCUAGCCUGCCUUUUUUCUUUUUUAACCUCCUGGUCUGAAAUUUGCAUAGGCUUGCAAGGUGCUGAUCAGGGGCUUUCGCAGAAGGAAAGUUGCAAGGUUGUAUGACUUGCAUUUUGCGCCCUUUACAAGUAUUGUGCCCGCGCUGUUAAAACCCACACAAGCUGUAAAAUUAUAUUGGGCUAAUAUCAGAACGUACGGUCGGCUGAAGAGAAGGCCGGUGUAAUAAAUACUUUAACGUGUUUACUUAAAAUAACGUGCGCCGUGUUUAAAACAGGCCACAAAAGUUUAUGUGACGCUAGUGACCUAACAUAUUGAGUUAAUGGUAUUUAUAAUCUGUGCUCACAUUUGCUUUUCACAUAAUACUGAUUAUUUUUCUCGCAGAGAACUCGGCAUUUUAUUAAUUGCUGUGAUCUUGGACCGUUUUAUACAUACAUGUAAAACUUGGUACAGGUGUGGUUAGUGUUGUUGUACCAUGUACAUUAUCCUUUUUGUAAAGUUAGCCAUAGCCUUGUGGGUUUGCACAAGCGAUAUUCAUGCUGAAGCACAAGCCAAUGUCUGAAUUCCAUGGAGUUUGCUCUGAGAUAAGUGUACAGUACAGUAUCUAGGAUUGCAGGGUAGUUUCUCAUCUUUAAAGGAGCAAAUUUAAUUGAAUGCUUUUACUUGUCUGCCCUAGUUAGGUUAUUAGUAACGCCAAAUAAUAUGAAAGAAAAUGUUUUAAAGCCCUCUGGUUUGUCCUUAAUCAGUGACCUCUGUGUGUAUUUUUCCAUUCUUUUUGAUAAGGAGUUCUGUGCUGUCAAAAGGCUUGCAUGCUGUCUUACUAGCAAAAGCCUGGCUUUGUAUGAACCAGCUUGUUUUAUUGGGUGAAACUAUUGACAUCCAAUAUUCAGUGGUGCUUGUUUAACUUCCCAAAUGACUUAAAUUCCUAGUGUCUUUAAAUAGAACAACAUGUGACCACAUAACAGUGAAUUUCAAUAAAUUAAAUGGGUUCUCAAUAGGACUUGUACAGAAGUUCUGUACCAUUAAAAUUGUGCCCUAUGAGUACAAACGUCCUUAAUUCAAAACGCCCCUCUGUCAUGAACUCAUGCACUGACUUUAGGGAAGACAUUUCUCAUCCCAUUCCCAGAUCUGUAAUAUGAUAAAACUAAAGAUGGCUUGCUUUACAGGGUGGUUUUACGGAUUACCAGGAAAAUAUACACGGAGCGCUUUGAGCACUUCAAAAUUACUAUAUAAGCAAUGAGUUAUAUAUGUACAUAUAUAUGUAUGCUUGCAUGUAUAUUAUAUACAGUAUUGUUGCCAUCAUGUGUCAAUAAGUCUUUGGUCAUGUUAGAAUCGUAGAGUUGGAAGGGACUCCGAGGGUAAUCUAGUCCAACUCCCUCCUGCAGCGCAGGAAUCUUUUGCCCAAUGUGGGGCUCAAACCCAUGACCCUGAGAUUAAGAGUCCUAUGCUCUACCAACUGAGCUAUAUACUGCAUUUAUGCGCACACCACAUACUUUACACAGUUGUUGGAUUGUUCAGCAGUGUGAAAUUCCUUCGCUUGCUUAUCAUGCUUAUGGCAUUAAAGUUGAAGUCCUAAACAUGAGCAAGCCCCAAAGAGCACAGUGGUGGUGUUUACUUUUAAGUAAACAUGAAUAGGAUUGGUGCCGCACAUCAUUCAUUUCCUAGUGGCUUUAUGACAUGAAGGUAAUUAGACUUCUUGUCUGUGGAAAUCAACUCGUUCCUUAUGUUUACUGUCCUUUAGUGUUUGUAAGUCAUCCUUGGCUGUUCUGUGACUAAGUCACAUGAUUACACAAUACUACAUUUUAAAAAAAAUGUGGAGAGCCUUCAAUUGCUGUAGCUCAGUGAUAGACAGCUUGUAAGGGGUCUUAGGCUGAAUCUAUAGCACCCCUAGAUAGUGCUAGGGAAGCUGUCUGAAAUCCUGAAAACCUGCUGCCAGUCACUAUAGACAGUGUAGGUUAAUGAGACAGGAUUUGCAUCUGCAGAAGCCAUAACAGCUGUUAUUCAGCAGGGCUUGUUCUUCUCUUUCCCUCUGUAAGACCUUGAUAUCAACCUCUCCACAAAUCACUCCAUGUUUGGCACUACUUGAAAUAUUGCAGGGGUAGGGAAUCCGUUGCCCUCUAGAUGUUUGAUUACAAUUCUCUUUAGUUUUAGUUAGCAAGGGAUGAUGGAAGAUGUAGUCCCUCAACAUCUGGAACAGAGCCUGCAUCUCUGUUGUGUAUGCCCCUUUGUCUGUAUGGCUACUGUGACAUAGAAGAUCAUCGCAAACCCCCUAUCGAGCAGUGUCUUCUAGGGCAAUGGCUUCCAAAACUGCUGUUGGAUUCGUUGGUUUGGGUAACAUGGGAAAUCCAAUGGCGAAAAACCUUGUAAAACAUGGGUACCCUGUUAUAGCAUAUGAUGUAUUUCCAGAAGCGUGUAAAGAAUUUCAAGACUUGGGCUCACAGGUGACAGAUUCCCCAGCAGAUGUAGCAGACAAAGCUGACAGGAUUAUUACGAUGCUUCCAUCUAAUGCUAAUGCAAUAGAAGUCUACGUAGGCUCCAAUGGAAUUCUGAAGAAAGUGAAGAAAGGUUCUUUGUUAAUAGACUCCAGUACUAUUGAUCCUGCAGUUUCAAAAGAUCUAGCUAAAGAAGCUGAAAAAAUGGGAGCUGUUUUUAUGGAUGCCCCUGUUUCUGGUGGUGUUGGAGCUGCCCGAGCAGGAAACCUUACGUUCAUGGUUGGAGGAGUGGAGCAAGAGUUUGAUGCUGCAAAGGAGCUGCUUACAUGUAUGGGUUCAAAUGUGGUCUACUGUGGAGAAGUUGGAACUGGACAGGCUGCAAAAAUCUGCAACAACAUGCUAUUAGCCAUUAGUAUGAUUGGAACUGCUGAGGCCAUGAAUCUUGGAAUCAGGUUAGGGCUUGACCCAAAGCUGCUGGCCAAAAUCCUAAAUAUGAGCUCAGGCCGUUGUUGGUCAAGCGAUACUUACAACCCAGUACCAGGAGUAAUGGAUGGCGUCCCUUCUGCUAACAAUUAUCAAGGUGGCUUUGGAACAACCCUCAUGGCCAAGGAUCUUGGUUUGGCUCAGGUUUCCGCUACCAACACCAAGACACCAGUCCUUCUGGGCUCUCUAGCCCAUCAGAUCUACAGGGUCAUGUGUGCCAAGGGCUACUCCCAGAAAGACUUCUCGUCUGUGUUCCAGUUCCUACGUGAAGAGGAGACUUUGUGAAAUCUCUUUUGACAACGGACACUGUUAACAACCAAACUGUCUUUGGAGCCUUCUUGCCGAUUACCCAUCAAAUACAUGGGUUUAAUCGAAGGUCAUGAAUCAUGAUCUCGCCCACCUCUAAUCUGCUGGGCUGCAGCAGAUCCCAGGAUUUAUUUUGAAAUAUUAUAAAGUGAAAGGGUUUUGGUGCGUGUUUUAGCUUUACGGUACAUAACUGACUUAAUUAAAGACCUGUAAUCAGGUUUAAAUAAAAUUCAGUAUACUUAUAUACAAAAUGACUUUAGCAUGGUUCUAAACUGUGCAAAUAUAACUGUGAUUUAAGGGACUGAUUCUGAGCUUCCUAUCUAAGUAACAAACCAUUUCACCUUAAAAAAAAAAUAUUCCCAUGAAGAAUUUUCCUGAUAUUUUUUACAUCUCGCUUUGGCCUAAUUAUAAAUGCUGGUGGAAAGUUAUAUUAGAAGAGGUUUGCGAGUUUAUUGAAAGGCUGCUGCUUACACAGUUUUAAAUGGUAGACAUAGUUAAAAUAACACUGUGUGUGAUUAAUAUUUGCUAAUCUGAUUUUAUAUACAGUGGUACCUCAUGUUACGUCCGCUGUGGGUUACGUCUUUUCAGGUUAUGGACGCGCCGAACCCAGAAGUCCCGGAACAGGUUACUUCCGGGUUCAGCAUACAUGCAUGCGCAGAAGCGCCGAAUUGCGUCAUGCACAUGCGCAGGCGCAGCGCUUCAGGAUGCGGCCUUUUCAUAUUGCAAACGGGCCUCCGGAACAGAUCCCGUUGGCAACCAGAGGUACCACUGUAUAUAUUUUUUUACCCCUUUCACCUAUUUUUGAAAGGUUCAUGUCUACUAACCUCACUGUUACACAUUUGCUUUAGGUAUAUUCUGCAUUAUUAUAAAUCUAAAUAAAUAAACCCCAUGCCUUCGAAGGCAAAUAAAAACCAAGAUAGUGAAUGACCACUAAAUCUGGUUUUUUGUGUGUGUGCGAUUACAUUUAUUUUCCUGCCAUAAUUAUUGGACUCUUGGUGUGCACAUAUAUGUAUUUGUAUAAAAUCUGUGUAAAGUUCUGUAGACGAGUAUAUUCUUUAAAGUUACAGGUAGGUAGCCGUGUUGGUCUGAGUCGAAGCAAAAUAAAAAAAUUCCUUCAGUAGCACCUUAAAGACCAACUAAGUUUUUAUUUUGGUAUGAGCUUUCGUGUGCAUGCACACUUCUUCAGAUACACUUGAAACAGAAGAGUCAGGCCCUUAUGUAUAUACAGAGGGUGGUGGGAAGAGAAGUUGCUGAAUUGGAACUCAUUACCAAGCUUAAAACCAUGGAGCCACCUGGGAUGAACAAAGACAUAGGAUUCUUAUCUCAUUAUGCAUGAUCAGCUUUCUUUAGUGCCUCAGCCCUUGCCUUUUCCCCGCAGGACCAAUUGCAGUCAUCAGCAGUCGUUAACAGCCAUCUACAGGUUUACCACUCCCAUCAGCCCAUCAUCCAUUCCCACCC